Messenger RNA from Carya illinoinensis, 2121 nucleotides. Its product is annotated as L-type lectin-domain containing receptor kinase IX.1-like. The coding region runs from base 66 to 1994 and encodes 642 amino acids. The transcript has a single exon. Gene Ontology annotation, biological process: protein phosphorylation. The record is from RefSeq and is a predicted model, not a curated record. NCBI's taxonomy places the organism in Eukaryota, Viridiplantae, Streptophyta, Magnoliopsida, Fagales, Juglandaceae. Gene Ontology annotation, molecular function: protein kinase activity; carbohydrate binding; ATP binding. Gene Ontology annotation, cellular component: plasma membrane.
CUCCCCCCCUCUCUCUCUCUCUUCACCUUCCAAGUUUUAGAUUACUCUUUAUAGGACAUAUAACCAUGUUAUCUAUCGUCAUCUUCCUUCAACUUCUUCCCUCUGCAUACUCAGUAUAUUUCCAAAUACCUCGCUUUGAAUCUAAUGCUGACAACAUACUGUACUCGGGUGAUGCAGUACCUUCUAUUGGAACCAUUGAGCUUAUCAACCAAUACAAUUAUUUAUGCCGAGUCGGUCGAGCCAUCUAUUUUGAGAGGGUCCCUCUUUGGGACUCAGAUACUGGAAAACUCAGUGAUUUUAGUACCCAUUUUUCCUUCACUAUCGACACCCAAAACCGUUCCAUUUACGGCCAUGGGAUAGCAUUCUUCUUGGCACAUGUGGGGUUUGAUGUCCCGCUAAAUUCAGCUGGUGGAUUUCUAGGCCUAUUCAACACCACAAACAGUGAUUCAUCUCAAAACCAAAUUGUUCUAGUUGAGUUCGACUCAUCAUACUUGAACCAAGAAUGGGAUCCAGAAGUUGAGCAUGUGGGGAUUAACAACAACUCAAUUGCUUCUGCAACAUACACACCCUGGAAUGCUAGCUUUCAUAGUGGGGAUACAGCUGAUGCACGGAUCACUUACAACGCCUCGACGAAGAACUUGAGUGUCUCUUGGAAGUAUCAAACAACCCCUAAUCCUCAAGAGAAUACGAGUCUCGCUUAUGAAAUUGAUCUCAUGCAGGUUCUUCCAGAGUGGGUCAUAGUUGGAUUUUCAUCUGCUACAGGUCAGUAUGGAGAGCGGAAUAUAAUUCAAUCAUGGGAAUUUAAUUCCAGUUUGGAAAUGAAGGAAAGAAAUGGAAAAAAUACGAAACCGAAGGGUUUAGUUGUUGGUCUGACUGUUUCAGCUAGUAUUCUGAUAGUUGGGGCAGUUAUGACAUUUGUAAUAUUGUGGGUAUGGAAGAGAAAGAAAUUGGAGAAGGAAACGAUAGAGACUGUGAAUUUAACAUCAAUUAAUGACGACCUUGAAAAAGGAGCAGGACCAAGAAGAUUUUCUCACAUACAUCUUGCUUUAGCCACCCACAAUUUUGCAGAUGACAGGAAGUUGGGGGAAGGAGGGUUUGGCGCUGUCUAUAGGGGGUUUUUAACUGAUUUGGAUAUAGCAGUUGCUGUAAAGAGAAUCUCAAGGGGUUCAAAACAGGGAAGAAAAGAGUACAUAACUGAGGUGAAGAUCAUUAGCCGGCUAAGGCACAGGAAUUUGGUUCAACUCAUAGGAUGGUGCCAUGACAAAGGUGAGUUCCUACUUGUCUACGAGUUUAUGUCAAAUGGUAGCCUUGAUGCGCACCUCUUUGGCAAGAGGAGUCCUCUGACUUGGGCAGUGAGAUACAAGAUAGCUUCUGGGUUGGCAUCUGCGCUGCUUUACCUUCAUGAAGAAUGGGAGCAAUGUGUCGUACAUCGUGACAUCAAAUCAAGCAAUGUCAUGCUUGAUUCUAGUUUUAAUGUGAAGCUUGGAGACUUUGGAUUGGCUCGGCUCAUGGACCAUGAGCUAGGUCCUCAAACAACUGGAUUGGCUGGAACGUUAGGCUAUAUGGCUCCAGAAUACAUAGCUACUGGUAGGGCCAGUAAAGAAUCAGACGUAUACAGUUAUGGUGUGGUUGCAUUAGAAAUUGCUACAGGAAGAAAGUCAAAUGACCCUCCGGAAAAAGAUUCAGCAAUGGGGUUGGUAGAGUGGGUUUGGAAUCUUUAUGGAAGUCAAAGGCUUCGUGUGGCGAUUGAUGAGAGAUUGCAUAUGGAAUUCGAGGAGAAGCAAAUAGAGUGUUUAAUGAUUGUUGGAUUGUGGUGUGCUCAUCCUGAUCGAAGUCUUAGGCCGUCAAUAAGGCAAGCAAUUCAUGUUCUUAAUUUCGAGGCUACAACACCAGAUCUUCCAUUGAAGAUGCCUGUUCCUUUGUAUCAUAUCCCUACACCGUCAGUUAGCUCCGGCGAACCUUUAAUAACUACUAGUCUAGAAGACGGUCGUUGAAUGUGUGAAUAGUGAACCAUCUUUAAUUUGUCAACCUAUGCAAGCAGGGUCGUUGUCAUUGAUUUUUUUUUUUAAUUGUUUUAUGGGGAAUUAGAAGUACUUGCUUAUAUAUAUAUAUAUAUAUAUA